Messenger RNA from Paramecium sonneborni, 2304 nucleotides. Lineage: Eukaryota; Ciliophora; Oligohymenophorea; Peniculida; Parameciidae. The record is from the annotation of a GenBank genome assembly.
AUGAAGAAAAUUAUUUAAGAGAACUUAUCUAUAGAAGAAGCUAAAACUCUUUGGAAAUAUCUUGAUGAUGCCUGUUAUCUUAUUGCUGAACAUUAAAGUAUUUCAAAAUAAUUAUAUUUACUAGCUAAGUAACUAUCCUAUUAGGAAUUGUAUUAACAUGCUUACAAAUUGAUUCUCAAUAAGUUUGGAGACCUUGCCUAUACUAAUUUGUAAAUCUCUAUUCAAAAUAUUGUUGAAAAACUUACUUAUCCCCUUAGUAUUAGUAAUGAUGAUUAAUUAUUAAAUGAUUUCGUUAAAGCCUAUGAAGAAGUUCAACAUUUUAGUAAAUUAUUAGCUGGUAUAUUACUUUACAUGGUAUUUUCAUAUUAAAUUAUUCUCUAGGAAAAAACAUAUAUACUCUAGAAAUCUCUUAAAACUAUCAAGACUAUUUGUAAUGAAAGUUUUAAAUCUAAAUGUUUCGAAAAAGAUCAAAAUCUAGCAACAAAAUUACUCAAUUGUUUCCUUACUCAAAUGCGCAAUGAUAGAAAUUCUUAAGUUAUAGAACAUUUUAAAUUAAAAAAUGCAUUAUAAAUACUAGUAAAUAUUUUAGUUCACUCUAGAUUGACAUCAAUCAAGAACAGCAAAUUAAAAACAAAGAAUAUAACUACACUAUUGAUUACAGAACUAAUGAAGAUUUCUAUAAAUAUUUUCUAGAACGAAAACUAAUUCAAGAUUCAAACCGCUAUUUUAAAGAUGAGAGCUAAUUAAAUAUUAGCAAAAUGACUAUUGAAGAAUAUAUUCUUUUUGUUGAAAAAAGAUAUAAGAAUGAAGUCGAAAGAGUUGAAAGUUGCAUUCCUAAAGUUUCACAUCAAAAAGUCUUAGAUAGUUUUAUCAAAAAUUAUAUUACCUACAAUGCAACAUAAAUCUCUUAAGGCAUCUAAGAUUUUAUUGAAAAUGAAAAAACAACUGUUUUAAUAAAGUUAUUCUAAUUAUUUGUAAAAAGUGAAGAAUUUGAUUUAUUUAUAAAAACUUUAUCGUAGAUCAUUGUUGUCGAUUUACAAUUACUAAAUUAGAAUGAUAAUACUCUUUAAGGAUUCAUAAAAUUAUAUGAAAAGAUAUUCUCUUUGUAUGAUAAAAUAGCAUAAUAUGGAAGUAAUGAACAUCAAUAUAAAUUACACAAAGCAAUAAAAAGUAAUAUUAAAAUUUUUAACAUUAGAUACUUUUGAGUAAGUAAUUAAUAAAGAUACUUAUAUAAUGUUUGAAUUGAAUAAGUACUUUGAUUACAUAAUGAGGAAAGAGACAUUAAGAGAUGAUGAAAAAAAGGUACUAAUUGAUAAAGGAUUCCUAAUAUUUAAAUUAGUAUAAUCGAAAGACGAAUUCGAAUAAAUUUAUAGAAAAUAUCUAUGUCAUAGAUUAUUAGAUCAAGCUUAUUGUUCUUUGGAAAUAGAAAAUGAGCUAAUUAAGAAAUUAAGAUUAGAAUGUGGCUCAGUUUUAACACACAAGAUGGAAAUCAUGUUUAGUGAUUUAUAGAGAAGCAGUGAAGAUAGUUAAAAGUUUAGACAGAUAUUAUCGUAAAGUUAAAAAGAUGCAAUUGACUUAGACAUUUUAGUUUUAACUUCUGAAUAAUGGCCUAUUUCAGAACCUUAAUCAAUUAUAGUCCAUUAAGAAUUUCAAUUUUGGCAAUAAAAAUUCAUCUAAUAUUAUUAAUCUAAGAAUUCAAAGAGAAAAUUAACAUUCAAUUUUGGAUUAGGUUCUGUAAAUUUAAAAGCCACUUUUGAUUAAAAUUGCAAAAAGGAUUUUGUAUGUUCUGUUUUAUAAGCUACAAUUUUGAUGUAUUUUAAUAAACAACGUGUAUAUAAAGUCGAUGAAUUAAUUAAAUUAACCAAUACUGACAAAGAAAUCAUGUAAAAUGAAUUGGAAAAUCUGUUAUAAUUAAAAUUAUUAAUUUAAAAUGAGGAUGAAAAUACUUUACAAUUAAAUUAUAAAUUUCAACAUCGAAGUUAUAAAAUCAAGGUGUAACAAAAAAAACCACAAGCUUGGGCUUUAGGUUCAAAAACAAAAGUUAAAUAGUAGGAAUUUUAAAUAGAUUAAAAAGAGAUAGUAAUAGAUAGAAAAGUAUAUUUGGAAUCUUUGAUAGUAAGAGUACUUAAGACUAAAAAGUAAUUAGAUCAUAAAGAUUUAUUCAAAUAUAUUGACAAAGAUGCUAAAAGUAGACAUUUUCCAAUUGAAAUACCUUUCUUUAAAGAAUGCAUAGAAAAUUUAAUUCAAAAAGAAUAUUUAAUCAGAUAAGAAGGUUAAUUAGAUACAUAUAUCUAUAAAGCAUGA